UCUGAAUGGAAGGUGGUAGAUGAUGUAGGCAACCAGACUUCCUGUCGUCUUGCUGGAUUAAAACCAGGAACGGUGUACUUUGUCCAGGUUCGGUGUAACCCAUUUGGGAUCUAUGGCUCUAAGAAGGCAGGCAUCUGGAGUGACUGGAGCAAUCCAACUGCUGCAUCUACUCCAAGAAGUGAGAGAAUAACCGGUGUAUGCGACCCCAAGAGUGGGGAGCAGAAUUCUACUUUAAGAAGGGAAUUAAAACAAUUCUUUGGCUGGGUGAAGAAACAUGCAUAUGGCUGCUCCAACCUUAGCAUCAAAUUAUAUGACCAGUGGAGGGUGUGGCUGCAGAAAUCACACAAAACACGGAACCAG
Molecule: messenger RNA, 360 nt
Organism: Staurois parvus
Lineage: Eukaryota; Metazoa; Chordata; Amphibia; Anura; Ranidae
Source: the annotation of a GenBank genome assembly